Molecule: messenger RNA, 2253 nt
Organism: Tetranychus urticae (two-spotted spider mite)
Lineage: Eukaryota; Metazoa; Arthropoda; Arachnida; Trombidiformes; Tetranychidae
Product: type 2 phosphatidylinositol 4,5-bisphosphate 4-phosphatase
Biological process (GO): phosphatidylinositol dephosphorylation
Cellular component (GO): late endosome membrane; lysosomal membrane; phagocytic vesicle membrane
Molecular function (GO): phosphatidylinositol-4,5-bisphosphate 4-phosphatase activity
Source: RefSeq, a predicted model, not a curated record
GUUACAGUCGUCAUUUCAUUAAUCAUCAUGUUAGACUGUUACUUUGUGUUGAUUUUAAAAACCUUUUGUUAACCUCUUCUUUCACUCAAGACUUUCCAUCCAACUACACUAUCACAACUUAUCCUCUCAUCUUUAUCUUUCUAAUCAUAUUUUGCUUUUAAAUGUCUCCCUCACUUAUUUGUUUGUUAUCAGUGUUAAUUUCAUUUCAAGUUCUUGAUCUGUGGUUUAUCCAAGGGACAUUGUCACUAUAAUUGUAACUCAUCUUAUAUGUAAAUUACCUUUUCCUUUUAAUGAUCCGUUAGCUUCCCUUUCUCUAUGGCCUUAGCAACAAGAAUUGAAAGCAAAGAUAGGUUGAUUCUUCGAUACAAUACUGGAUUUAUAUUCAUCACCAUGUUCUAUUCUUCCUGAUAUGAUAUCAUCAGAUUUGGCCAUCUUACUCUUAUUUUUUUCUUGCUAAGCCAUUUGACUGGCAUAUUCAACUGUCACCAACAUUGCCAUAACCAUCACUUGUAUUCUCAACACAAAUUUCCUUAAGCUUAGAAAAAAUCUUGCAUAAGAUAAAAUGUCAUCACAUAACUCUACAGAUGAAAAUCAACCUUUACUAGGAGCUGUUGGAGGCGUCGAAACAACUAAUGGAAGCAAUGGAGAUAGAUGGAAACCGCCCAAGUCAGAGGUAUAUGUUCGUCCAGCUGAUUCAAGCUACACUUCAGAUGGACCACCAGCCUAUGAACCAACUUUAUCCAUGUCAGGCGGACGUUUGGCAAUUGCUUGUAAAGUUUGCGGAGCUAUGAUAGAUGUAACUGAAAAGCGAGAACAGCAUGUCGUUAAAUGUGAACAAUGUAACGAAGCAACACCAAUCAAACCUGCUCCUGCCGGGAAAAAAUAUGUUAGAUGUCCAUGCAAUUGUUUACUUGUUUGCAAAGCACCAGCACAAAGGAUCGCCUGUCCUCGUCGCAAUUGUUUAAGGAUUAUAAAUUUGAAUUUAGAGAAUCGUUCUAAUGCUGGUAAUCAAAUUCCUUCUGCUCUCAAUGAAGGCGGUGAACGAAUGGAUAAUGUUACGAGCUCAGGUCCUUUGCCUGAAAUGUGUAGAGUCACUUGUGGCCAUUGUUAUGAAUCUUUUCUUUUCAACACACUAAGCAACUCUUUGGCUCGAUGCCCUCAUUGCCGUAAACUGUCUUCUGUUGGACCUGAAUUUGCUCGUUUCAAAGGCUUAGUUUAUCUGGUUAUUUCAAUUAUUUUCUUUGCCAUUGCUCUUGGAGUGACGCUUGGAACUCUCAAGUAUUUCUCAGAUUUUAAAAGUUUAAUUGUAUUGUAUAUCAUCUUAUUUAUCGCUGAUGUUGCUAUAAUCUUUAGAUCAUUGUUUUACUUAACUAUGAAAGUGAGCAUAAUUGAAAACAGCGCCCCUUGAUUAAUCAAAGUUGAUAAAAAGCGUUCAUAUUCUACAAAAUGGUUCAUCACUCAUCACCGCUAUCAUCAUCGCCAUAACAUUUCUUCAUCAUUAAACAGUAAACAAAAACAAGAAAAUCGCCAUGAAUGCUAACAAAAAACCUCAAAAGCCUUUGUUUUUCUUAUACACCCAAGUCUCGAAGGAAAAAGAAUCAAACAACCGUAACCACUUCACUUCAUACAAAGAGAAAUGCUAAUAAUGGCUGUAAGAUUGAUUUCCAAUCAAUCAGCCUAAUUUUUAACAACUAUGGUCACCUGGAAACGGAACAAAAUGGGGCUAAAAGAAAUUUCAAAAAGAAAAAUCGAUUCAACUAAAUCAAUGUAAAGACACUCAUUCAAAGCAAAAUUAAGUGGCUGAGAUGUCUUUUCGCUGCAUAUUUAUAGAUUUUGUAUUUGUUAUUUACACAAGUCUCAACUUUUUUUUCGACGUUCAAGAAAGAGCCAACUACAAAGAGAAAAUCUAUAUCAUGAAAACAAUCAGUUAAUCACACAAUGUUAAAUCCUGUUGAAAAAAUUGGAAAUUCAAUAUUUUUAUGUUCCAACAACCUUGCAAAAGAAAAUGGAAAAGAUCAAAAGACUGACCUUUUUGAAGUUUUACCUGGAAAGUUGUAAAAGAUGGCUGAAUGGUUAAUGAUUUUCUCCUAUUUUAUACAAUUUCUACGAUUUGGUUCCUAUUUAGUCAACUAAAAAACUAAAAUUAUGUUUCUGUGUUGAUAAUACCGGCUCCAAGACCAAGUUAGUGUUUCCAAUAUAAAAAAGAAGUCAAUAAAAAUUGUGAGACCAUAAUUAUAUCUUAAUUCAAAACGA